AAACGGAAAACCCAGUGGAACACCAAUACCGACGGUGACGGCCGACGCCAGGAUAGCGGCCACGGGCUCGAAGCGGGGGCAACCCGGCUCUUGUCCCAAGAAAGGAAUCCGCUCCCCGCUGCCCUCCACGGUGGCGCAUCGCACGUUGAGCCCCAACUUUUCCAGCUGACGCUCUGCAGAAUUGGCCUGAUGGAGCAAAGGCACUCAGCGCAGUUCAGUACAAGAAGGAAACAAUGCGACCAGCAUGCAAACAGCACGGAUCGUACUGGAAACUUGACACAGCACCAGAGAACACACACAGGAGAGAAACCCUUAGAGUGCUGUGUGUGUGGGAAGGCAUUUUCAGAUUCAUCUACUCUUAAACAACACCACAGAACACACACAGGAGAUAAACCUUUUAAGUGCAUUCUGUGUGGGAAGGCGUUUGCAAAGUCAUCAAAUCUUAAGACCCACCAGAGAACACACACAGGAGAGAAACCUUUUAAGUGCAGUGUGUGUAAAAAGGUGUUUGCACGGUCAUCCAUUCUUAAAUCACACCAGAGAACACACACAGGAGAGAAACCUUUUAAGUGCAGUGUGUGUAAAAAGGUGUUUGCACGGUCAUCCAUUCUUAAAUCACACCAGAGAACACACACAGGAGAGAAACCUUUUAAGUGCACUCUGUGUGGGAAGGCGUUUGCAAAGUCAUCAAAUCUUCAAACCCACCAGAGAACACAUACAGGAGAUAAGCCCUUCAAGUGCAGUGUGUGUGGGAAGGCAUUUUUUGAUUCAUCUACUUUUAAACAACACCAGAGAACACACAUAGGAAAGAAACCUUUCAAGUGCACUGUGUGUGAGAAGGCGUUUGCACGGUCACCACAUCUUCAAAGACACCAAAGAACACACACAGGAAAGAAACCUUUCAAGUGCACUGUGUGUGAGAAGGCGUUUUCACAGUCAUCACAUCUUCAAAAACACCAGAGAACACACACAGGAGAGAAACCCUUCAAGUGCACUGUGUGUGAGAAGGCAUUUUCAUGGUCGUCAUAUCUUCAGACCCACAAGAGAACACACACAGGAGAUAAACCUUUCAAGUGCAGUGUGUGUGGGAAGGCAUUUUUUUAUUCAUCUACUCUUAAACAACACCAGAGAACACACACAGGAGAGAAACCUUUUAAGUGCAGUGUGUGUGAGAAGGCGUUUGCAAAGUCAUCAAUUCUUAAAUCACACCAGAGAACACACACAGGAGAGAAACCUUUCAAGUGCACUCUGUGUGGGAAGGUGUUUGCAAAGUCAUCAAAUCUUAAAAAACACCAGAGAACACACACGCAUCAGAAAAUCCACAAGAAGUGUAAUCUGAAAUCAGCUUGUGAAAGUCAAAGUGCUGCAAUGACCCCAUUGUUCAUGAAACAAAAACCAGAAGACAACCCCAGCCUGGACACUUUGAAAGGUAUCAAGGUGAAAUAUGAAGAGGCGAAAGUGAAAUGUGAAGAAGUAACAUUGAAGAGCGUAGAAGUGAAGGUUAAAUUUGAAGAUUCAACUCCAAAAUCGGACCUUCACAUAGAUGGAGGCGGUGUGAAGCAGGAACUAAAUUCUGACUGUGAGGCAGAGCGAGGCAACUCCCAGGAGUUUGUGGAUGUGGAGGUGUGGGUGGACUUCUUAGACAAUACAAAGUCAAAUGGAGACCAGACACUCGAUGGGUGCCCAUAAUGGGCAUCUGCCCCUGUGUGCCACAAGGUGACCGUUCACUGGCCUGCAUGUGGAUAGGAGUUUGUAAGUCGAGGGCGAUGAUUGAUAUGCCAGUCGGAUUUGAACUUUGAACCUCUGCAACAAAUAGAGAAUGUACUACUACUUGGCUUCCCUCUGAGAGUGCUGCACGUAUAGGCCUCAUCGAGUCAGAGAUCAACUUGUAAAUACAUUGCAACGUGACGCAGUACAUUUCAGUAUAGUAAUAAAAUGUUGCCAAUGUGCCCUUUGAUUAUUUUGAAUCAUAAUUGAAAGAAUACCUGUCUGAUUUUGUACGUAAAUACAACGUUUUGUGUAUUAAUGUCAAACAUGGAAUAUGUGAUGUCAGGACAAAGUAUCUGUUUUGGUGGUAACCUGUACAAAAACUCACGUGAGAGCUGUUAUUUUUGUGAUACGGGUCAACGGGUAUUUUUGUGAAUCAGGACGCAUCUGACUGGGGCAACUCAUUGUCUUUGAAAUCGGGAGCAUAGUUGGAUCAUUCAUCAGUUAAGGUAUGCCACUUACAAGUUACGUAUAGGAGAUACAUUUUCUACAAGAACACUAAUUAUCAUUUUGUAUUACGUAUACAUUUUGUCGAACUGAGACUUGAA
Lethenteron reissneri (Far Eastern brook lamprey) is the source of this 2315-nucleotide messenger RNA. Its product is annotated as zinc finger protein OZF-like. The record is from RefSeq and is a predicted model, not a curated record. NCBI's taxonomy places the organism in Eukaryota, Metazoa, Chordata, Hyperoartia, Petromyzontiformes, Petromyzontidae. Gene Ontology annotation, molecular function: RNA polymerase II cis-regulatory region sequence-specific DNA binding; DNA-binding transcription factor activity, RNA polymerase II-specific. Gene Ontology annotation, biological process: regulation of DNA-templated transcription.